Messenger RNA from Papilio xuthus (Asian swallowtail), 2655 nucleotides. It is a transcript of the gene Fas3, whose product is annotated as fasciclin 3. Gene Ontology annotation, molecular function: cell adhesion molecule binding. The record is from RefSeq and is a predicted model, not a curated record. The coding region runs from base 466 to 1746 and encodes 426 amino acids. Lineage: Eukaryota; Metazoa; Arthropoda; Insecta; Lepidoptera; Papilionidae. Gene Ontology annotation, cellular component: cell-cell junction; plasma membrane. The transcript is spliced from 11 exons. Gene Ontology annotation, biological process: cell-cell adhesion.
CUGCAGCGUUCAGAGAGGGAGUAUGUUUCGCUGUUGCUCUCGGCUCGAGACUACUUUUACGUUGAACAGUUGGAACCGGUUUUGAAAGUGUUCGAGGUGUGGCGUGGGCGAGUGCUGCGUUCAACCAUAUAACACUAUUUUCUUAAGUUCAAAAUAAACUUUUGUGUACAUUUAAGUGCGACAAACUACUACAGUGACUCAUUAUCUACUUUCGAAACGCUAUCGUUAAAUCCAGAGCGAGCGAGACAGCUGCCACGAAGCUUAGAGAGUGAGCGGGACAACAUCAAUAGUGUCCAGUUCGAAAACCGGUUUCAAGAAAGGAUAUAAGUUUUUUGUUGGAGGGAAAAAAGUGAUUUUCGAACGCAUCAUCUAGUUAUGCACGAGUUCCAAAUUCGAUUGCUGUGAGUGUGUGUGUCUUACCGGUCGUGCGUUCAGUGUUCAAAGUUUAAAAGUGGAAUUAUCAAGAUGGCCGCGCUUCCCGCCUUUUUCGGUCUGCUUAUGGUCGCUGUUGUCACAGCUCAAAAUGUUGAAAUCACUCCACUGAAGGCAGUGCGACGUGUUGGUGAUGAGCUGAUAGUGCUCUGCAAAGUGCCAUAUCGUAUCGACUCCUGUCGAAUGACCGUGGGCCCCACGUCUUACCGACUGAUACCCAAUAACCAAGGCGACGUAGUAUAUCAUGGACAAGGCUUGGAGGUGGGAGAAUGUGGUGCCCAAAUCAAACACAUCAAGGAGGAGUGGAACGGAAACAUCUCCUGCGUCCUGCCGCCGAAGACUGGCAGCAUCGAAGUCACUGGCACCAUGCAGUUGCUCGUCGCAAGGGCUCCUGGAGAUCCGCAGCUGAUCUCUCCACCGCAGUCGUCUUUCAAGGAAGGUGACAUCUUCAUGGCACAGUGCAUCGUGCCCAACGGACGACCCGCCGCCAAGAUUACUUGGUUUUUGGACGACGAGCAAGUGCUAGCGGGGACUCACCAACCUAUCGUGACCUCGGAACCGGGCAGCGACCUGCAGACGAUCCGUCAGAAUGUAAGCCGGGCGCUGACCGCGGAUGACAGCGGCAAGAGACUGGUCUGCCGCGCUGAACAUGAGAGCCUUGACAAACCUAAAGAAGCUAGCAGGCAGCUGCUUGUUAAUUACCCACCGAAACGGCUUGACGAUAGCUCUAGCAUUACGAUCUUCGGGCUGAAGAUAGCAGAGGAAGGUCGUCUGAACGUGACAGUCCGAGCCAACCCGCGCCCCCACGCUGAGUGGACCAUCGGUGAUGUCAAACUGACAGCGCCGCAAAAGAACGAAGACGCGUCCAUUGAAGCCCUCGAGCCUGUACAUUUGGGUGGUGGUUACUACAAUGUGACAUUGGUACUCGCUCGCGUGGCCAAGGAGGACGUAGACCGCACAUAUUACUUGACUGUGGCUAAUGACUUGGGCCGCGAAGAUUUCUCAGUACGACUUAGCACGAUGGAUGAACCUGCCGGUGUGGAACUUGAAACCGGAGCUAUUGUUGGAAUAGUAAUAGCUGUUAUAUUCCUAAUCAUCGCCAUAUUCCUCGUCGUAUUCGCCAAAGCAACUGACAGAUGGUGUUUUGCAGGGCGGUCGCACCGCACCGACAUCCCCGACGGGGCGGAUUCCGAGGCGCCACUGCCCCCGCACGAUGACGUCAAGGGCUCCGAAAAUCCCUCGCACGACCACGGCGAGUAUAUCAGCAAUGGAGACACAAAACACCCCGAAAAGAAACCCGACACCGCCGUCUAAAUCGUAAGUUAAAUCUGUCACUCAGACAACAACCUCGGAGCUAUUCAUUUUAUCAUUUUAAAAUUAAUUUCCUAAAGUAAGUUCCCGGUUCUGAGUGACAGUUUUAAACGAUAGCAAGUACGUUUCGAUAUUGGUUUGGUAUUGCCAGAUUUUAAAUUGUUACUUAUUGAAAUGUUGGUAACGACUGAAAAAUUAUAAAUAAGUUUUUCAUUACAUUGACUUAAAUGCUAUAAUAAAUAUUAAAUGCCCUAUAAACUAUAUACUGUUCGCAUUACUGCCGCUUUUAUUAUAAUAGGUGUGCAUAAUAUAUUAAAAAUAAUUGUCUUUUUCUCAUGUUGUCCACCAUUUAGAAUGUUUACGUAACGAUCGGAGAAAAAGCCAUGCGACCUUUGAUUACUCUUUGUACGUAACCUACAAAUAUUUAAAAAAAAUGUAUAACAACGUGAGUGUUGCCAGUAGUAAACUGUAAAAGAUUUUCCAUCUGUAUUUAUAAGAAUGUUUAAUAUAGGUUACACGUACUUAUUGUUCAAACAUUAUAAGAUAAACCUAAAGAAGUAUGGCUUUUUAUUCGAUCGCACUUCUAGAAUAAUGAUGUUUUUGAUGUAUUAGUAGUGAAAAAUAAUAUUAAGAAACUCGUUGACAUAAUUGAAAACGUAAAUACAUAUAUCAAUAAUGUAUUACAACGAAUCCCAACGUCAAAUAAUAAGAUUAGGCCGUAUCUAUCUAAAUAUACAUAUAUAGAGAAAUAACAAAUACAGCUACUUAAAAUAUAAAAUGUAGACAAGAACUUUUACAUUCAUUCUUAGAAUUUAUGAAUUUUAUAUAACUGUUUCUCGAUGUACUGCUUGCGAUUUUAUAUCAGUUUUUAUACGAUAGACUUUUUAAAAAAUGUUAUAUUACCGUCUAGAU